AGUCUCUCGGAAGCGGAAGCGGCGGCUCCUCCCCCAGCGCCGAGCGGAGCCGCAGCAGGUUCUGGGAGUUGGUCCCCCCCGGACACGGAUGUCCUGGUCCCCAGGGGCACGUAGGAUCUGCCUCGGCCGCAGCCACAGGGGUGCCUGGGGCCAUGUCGCUGAGCCAGAGGAGCGACCUGGCCAAUGACAACAGCUGCCCGGGGCUGAGUUUGGCGCUGCGGGCGCCCCACAGCGAGCUGUUGAAUGGCACGCUGCCGUGCCAGGCCUCGCCCCCGGGGCACUGCCCUUGCGCCUGUCCCGCUCAACACAGCGCCCUGGGGCCCGGACCCCCGCCCGGUGAGGAGCCUGCCAAUGCCAAGUGGGUGAAGGACGGGCAGAACCAGCUGCGCCAGGCGGCCGAGCAGGACCAGAACCGCAAUGAGCUUGGUCCCCUCGCUACGGCGCUGCUCAGUGACCUGCCGCGGGGGGGGCCGGAGGAGGAGGAGGAGGACGGCGACUCCACCCCGGUACAGAGUGACCCCGUCACGGCCGAGUCGGAGCAGAGCUCGGAGCCCGGCCCCCGCGAACACGGCAAGAGCGCCAGCCUGCUCUUCGGCCCGCGGGCCAGCGCUGCCAGCGACGAGGACUCCAGCUGGGCCACGCUGAGCCAGGGCAGCCCGGCCGGCAGCUCCCCCGACGACACAGACGCCUCCUGGGCCCGCAACGCCUUUGAGACGGACUCGGACCUGCCUGCCGGGUGGGUGAGGGUGCAGGAUGCCUCGGGCACCUACUACUGGCACAUCCCCACAGGCACCACGCAGUGGGAGCCGCCCGCAGACCUGGGCCAGGGCGAGGGGGGCCGCGGCCCCGACCGUGACUCCCAGGGGAAUACGCCCACCGAGGAGCAGCAGCUCACCUGGACGGGCUUUGUGGAGGCCGAGCGCUUGGCAGAUGCCGAGGGCUGGAAGGACGUCCCGUCGGAGGAGGGGACCCCGGAGCCGGGGCAGCAGGACUUGGAGCAGCCCACCCUCCCCCUGGGAUUGCUGAGCCUCAGUGCGCGGAAAGCCGAGGAACAGAUGCUGCAUCUGGGCUCGCCCCUGGGCUCCAAGAGCUUCCCGGUGCAGUCGCUGGGCUGGGUGGAGAUGAGUGAGGAGGAGCUGGCGCCAGGCAAGAGCAGCGCGGCCGUGAACUCCUGCAUCCGCCAGCUGGCCGGCCGCGGGGCCCCCCCACCGGGGGGCUGGGGCCAGGGCCGGGCCAUGCUGCUGCUCCUGGACCGCGAGACGCUGCGGCUGGUGGAGCCGAUCGAGCGGACGCUGCUGCACGCCCAGCCUGUGGCCAGCAUCCGUGUGUGGGGCGUCGGCCGGGACGACGGCAGGGACUUUGCCUACGUGGCCCGGGACCCGCUGACACAGAUGCUGAAAUGCCACGUGUUCCGGUGCGAGAUGCCAGCCAAGGGCAUCGCCACCAGCCUGCAGGCCGUCUGCUCCCAGAUGCUGGUGCAGCGGCAGAACACCCGGGCCCUGGUGACCGGCCUGGCGCUGGAGCCCGCCAAGAUGGUGGAAAUUCCCUUCCAAGUGGAGUUCCCGGCCCCCAAGACGGAGCUGGUGCAGAAGUUCCAGGUGUCCUACCUGGGCAGCGCGCCCGUUGCCCGGCCUGUGGGCAUGGACGUGAUCAACGCAGCCCUGGACUUGGCACUGGCGGCCCCCAGCCGGGACCACUGGACCCCCAGCCACGUCCACGUGGCCCCUGCCACGCUCAGCGUGACCCAUGCACAGACGGAGGCUGUGCUGUGCGAGUGCCGGGUGCGAUUUCUCUCCUUCAUGGGCGUGGGCCGGGACGUUCGCUCCUUCGCCUUCAUCACGGCCAGCGCCCCGGGCGCCUUCCGUUGCCACAUGCUCUGGUGCCAGCCCAACGCCGCUGGGCUCAGCGAGGCCCUGCAGGCCGCCUGCAUGGUGAGCCCCCGACCCCCUGCCCACCAUCGUCCCAUCCCUGCCCCCCGGGGCCCUGUCCCUGCCCCCCGGGCGCCUUCCACUGCCACAUGCUCUGGUGCCAGCCCAACGCCGCUGGGCUCAGCGAGGCCCUGCAGGCCGCCUGCAUGCUGCGUUAUCAGAAGUGCCUCGACGCCCGGCCCCAGGCCCCCAGCUCCUGCCUGCCGGCGCCGCCCGCAGACUCCAUGGCCCGGCGCGUGGGCUCCACCGUCCGCAGGGGUGUCCGCACCCUGCUGGGCAGCCUGAAACCCCAACGCCUGGGGGUGCAGACGCCGUGAGACCCCCCUGCACGCGGUGCCCCGGCCUCUGCCCACAGCGCCUGGGCUGGGCCCUGAGGGGGAUCCUGGCUCAGCCCCUCCCCCCGCAUGGGACCUGCUGGUUAGUGCUGGGGGCCAGGGGCGCGGCCCCGGGAGCCGCUGGCACGAGGUGGGUGUUGUACAAACUCGUUAAUAAACCGCCCUGCCCGCCC
Malaclemys terrapin pileata is the source of this 2436-nucleotide messenger RNA. It is a transcript of the gene APBB1, whose product is annotated as amyloid beta precursor protein binding family B member 1. Bases 153 to 2213 code for a protein of 686 amino acids. Lineage: Eukaryota; Metazoa; Chordata; Testudines; Emydidae. Gene Ontology annotation, molecular function: transcription factor binding; amyloid-beta binding. Gene Ontology annotation, biological process: regulation of DNA-templated transcription. Gene Ontology annotation, cellular component: cytoplasm; nucleus. The record is from RefSeq and is a predicted model, not a curated record. The transcript is spliced from 15 exons.